GGUAGCGCGUGUGAUCAAUACAAUUUCGGUAAAAUGCCUUUAAAUCUAGUACACAUUCUCAUUCAUCGAGGAACCGGAGCUGAGUAAAUCGGAGCCGGAGGAAUAUCUCUUUAGUGUAGUCACUAGUCAAUGUAGUACUGCAGCAGAGAAGAGUCCUGACUGCAGUGACCGUGGUGACGUGAUGUAGUGAUAUCCGACGGAUCAACCGCCCUAACGUGAGAAUAUGGCGGGCUCCAUAGAGAUACCACUCCGUGACACGGAUGAGGUCAUAGAACUUUAUUUGGAUCAAUUACCAGAUGGAGAUGAAGUUCUGGGGAUUCUGCGGCAGGAACAUGCCCAACUCAGCAUCUGGGUCAAUUUGGCCCUUGAGUAUUAUAAGCAGCAGAAGAUCGAAGAUUUCAUUAAGAUACUCGAAUCUUCUCGUAUUGAUGCAAAUAUUGAUUUUCGCGACUAUGAAAAGGAUCAGAUGCGAGCACUCGACAUGUUGGCUGCCUAUUACGUCCAGGAAGCCAACAAGGAAAAGAACAAGGACAAGAAGAGAGAUCUUUUCACAAAAGCCACGUUAUUGUAUACAACAGCUGACAAGAUUAUCAUGUACGAUCAGAACCAUUUGCUCGGCCGAGCUUACUUCUGCCUGCUCGAAGGCGAUAAGAUGGAGCAGGCUGACGCGCAGUUUAAUUUUGUGCUGAAUCAGUCGCCGAACAAUAUACCUUCUCUGCUCGGCAAAGCUUGCAUCGCUUUCAACAAAAAGGACUACAGAGGUGCUCUCGCGUUCUACAAGAAGGCCCUCAGAACCAAUCCAAACUGUCCGGCCGCCGUCAGACUGGGCAUGGGGCAUUGUUUCAUGAAGUUGAAUAAUCAGGAGAAGGCGCGACUUGCGUUCGAGAGAGCUCUGCAGCUGGAUGGACAGUGCGUUGGCGCGCUGGUGGGACUCUCGGUCUUAAAACUGAAUCAGCAGCAGCCCGACAGUAUACGGACCGGCGUGCAAAUGCUAUCGAAGGCGUACACGAUCGAUUCGACGAAUCCGAUGGUGCUGAAUCACUUGGCGAAUCACUUCUUCUUCAAAAAAGAUUACAACAAGGUUCAACAUUUGGCGCUGCACGCGUUUCACAACACGGAGAACGAAGCCAUGCGGGCAGAAAGCUGCUAUCAACUAGCCAGAGCAUUUCACGUCCAAGGCGAUUACGAUCAAGCCUUUCAAUAUUACUAUCAGGCGACGCAGUUCGCUCCGCCUGUAUUUGUACUGCCGCAUUUUGGCUUGGGACAAAUGUACGUCUAUCGCGGUGACGCGGAAAAUGCAGCCCAGUGCUUCGAGAAGGUCUUGAAAGCGCAACCAGGAAAUUACGAAACCAUGAAGAUUCUCGGCUCGCUCUACGCUAACUCGAGCUCCCAGUCGAAACGCGACAUUGCGAAAAAUCACUUGCGUAAAGUAACGGAGCAGUUUCCCGACGACGUCGAAGCCUGGAUCGAAUUGGCACAGAUAUUGGAGCAGAGCGAUUUGAACGCCGCCUUGAAUGCUUACGGGACCGCGACUAGGAUCCUGAAGGAGAAAGUUCAAGCGGACAUACCGCCGGAGAUCUUGAACAACGUGGGUGCGUUGCAUUACAGACUCGGUAACUUGGAGGAAGCCAGGAAGAAUCUAGAGGAAUCCCUGGCGCGUUCGAAAGCGGACGCCCUGCACGAUUCCGUGUAUUAUAAUUCGAUAGCAGUGACCACGACUUACAAUUUAGCGCGGCUCAACGAGGCGUUGUGCGUGUUCGACCGUGCUGAGAAGCUGUACAAAGACAUUUUGAAGGAGCAUCCGAAUUACGUGGACUGCUACUUGCGACUCGGCUGCAUGGCCAGGGACAAGGGGCAGAUAUACGAGGCGUCCGAUUGGUUCAAGGACGCCCUGAGGAUCAAUAACGAGCAUCCGGACGCGUGGUCGCUGUUGGGCAAUUUGCAUCUGGCCAAGAUGGAGUGGGGCCCCGGCCAGAAGAAGUUCGAGAGGAUCCUGAAGAAUCCGACGACCAGCACCGACGCUUACUCCUUGAUAGCGCUGGGAAACAUUUGGCUGCAGACGUUGCAUCAGAGCGGAAAGGACAAGGAACGGGAGAAGCGACAUCAGGAUCGGGCACUGGCCAUGUACAAGCAGGUUCUGAGAAACGACCCGAAGAACAUCUGGGCUGCGAAUGGCAUCGGUGCGGUACUCGCGCAUAAGGGUUGCGUAAACGAAGCCAGAGAUAUAUUUGCUCAAGUGCGCGAGGCAACGGCGGAAUUCUGCGAUGUCUGGCUGAAUAUUGCACAUAUCUACGUGGAGCAGAAACAAUUCGUCAGUGCUAUUCAAAUGUACGAAAAUUGUUUGCGCAAGUUCUACAAGUACCAUCACGUUGAAGUCUUGCAAUAUCUUGGGAGAGCUUAUUUUAAAGCUGGCAAGCUAAAAGAAGCGAAACUGACGUUAUUGAAAGCACGUCGAGUAGCCCCGCAGGAUACCGUCUUACUGUACAAUAUUGCUCUCGUACUCCAACGACUGGCCACGCAAAUUCUUAAAGAUGAAAAAUCGACUUUGACCACCGUACUUCAGGCAGUUCACGAAUUAGGCCUGUCGCACAAAUAUUUCCAGUAUUUGUCAGCGCACGGCGACAGGAUGGAACAGCUGGCUGAAGCUGAAGCCAGAAGGUGUCAGGAUUUGUUGUCGCAAGCGCAGUAUCAUGUCGCUAGAGCUAGAAGGUUGGACGAGGAAGAGAAGAUGUUGAGACGGAAGCAGGAAGAAGAAAGGCAAGCUUUCAAAAUGCGUCAGACGGAAGAGCAACGCAAAUUGGAGGAGAUGCGUCGUCAGAAAGAAGAGGAGAUGUUGCAGAAGCGACAAGAGUACGUGGAGAAAACUAAGAACGCGUUGGUGUUCGGCGAAAUGCCGUCAGAGAAACCCGGAAAGAAGGGCAAGAGACCCCGAACUGACCAGUAUGUCAGUGAUAGCGGAGGGUCCGAGAGGGACGAAGGCGGAAGAGAGGAAGUGCCGAAGGAAAGAAAGCGUAAGAGGAAACCUAGCGGUGAGACUAAGGAGAGGAAGAGCAGAGGUAAAGGCAGACGUAGGAAGGACGCCGGAAGUGGCAAUAGCGGAUCGGAUAGUGAACCGAAACGCAAGCGUGGAAAGACAAACGCGAAGAGGAAAGAGAAACGUAAGGGCGCCGUUGAGACCCUUAAGGGCAAACUCGUUAAAUCGAAAGAAACUAUUUCGACGAGCGAGUCAGACAGCGAUACGGGCGCCCUUAAAAUCGCUAGCGGCGGCGAAAGCGGCAACGAGAACCAACCGCGUAGCAGCCGUCGAAUUGCGUCCGAUUCCGAAGGCUCUCGCGCCUCACGCUCUCGCUCUCGUUCGAAGUCUGGAAGCCGUUCAAGAAGCAGUUCGCGUUCGCGUUCUCGUUCUCGUUCGCGUUCACGUUCGCGUUCGCGUUCGCGUUCACGUUCACGUUCACGUUCACGUUCGCGUUCGCGUUCAGCCUCCCGUUCGCGAUCACGGUCGCGCUCUCGGUCUCGAUCUCGAUCCGUUUCGGGCUCCAGGUCCAGAAGCGUUUCGAGAUCAAGAAGCCGCUCGGCAUCCGGGUCAAGAUCAGGGUCGGCUAAAAGCAGGUCAAGAUCGAGGUCGGGCUCGCGCAAGAGCGGCUCGCGAUCAAGGUCUAACAGCGGCUCGCGAAGAAGUGGAUCAAAGCCAAGAUCAAGAUCGAGUUCGCGAAAGAGCGGUUCUAGGUCGAGGUCACCGAGCGGUUCAAGGAAAGGCGUAUCGCCGUCAAGGUCCCGAUCCAAAAGUGGCUCGCGUUCGGGCUCGGAGGAACGCAAGUCGAGAAGCAAGAGUCGAUCGCGGUCUAAAUCGAAGUCCGUUUCGAGAUCCAAAUCAAGAUCGAGGAGCGGCAGCAGAUCGCGGUCGCGCUCGCGAUCGAAGAGCGGUUCUCGAAGCCGAAGUCCGAGCGGAUCGGCACGAUCUGCGUCCCCGGUAUCUAGAAAAUCGGUGUCGGGAAGCGGCGGUAGCGAUAGCGAGUAAACCGGCCGUUCUUACAGUUGUAAUAUGGUGAAGAAAGAAAAAAAAUUAUACUUAGAUAUGUGUAAAAUAUAAUUUUUAUAAGGAUCCUUUUAUGAAGAUCUUUCAAUGCAAAUAACUUACGAAAAACAUGUUUAAUCACCUCUACUGGAAUUAUUUCUUAGGUAACUUUUAAAAAGUAUUUUGAUAAUAAUGAGAUACAACAUCGCUGGAAGCAGUUUUAUGCUUCUUUUAACAACUUUAAAAUUUUCAUCUAUUCUUGUUUUUCUGAUUUACUGUAUUAUUUUCGGUUACCGUCUGUCAUAUCUCAUCACGUACAAUUUAUAGAAUGUAUCUAUUAACGAAGUAUAUUGGAAGACCAAAUACACUUUAAAGGGGACCUUAACAUACACUCAACUAGGACCUCGAUUUACGUAUGAGUUUAUCGACUUUUUUCUUUGUUGUAAAAAGAUUGUUAUAUUAUUUUCCCCAAUAAUAAUAAUAAUGAUCUAAUAAUAAGUCAGGCGAUAGCUUUGUGUAUUAUUAUAUACUAUAUCAUCAGCACUGCGACGGUAACAAUGUAUGAAAUAUACAAGACAAAAUAUAUAAGAUUGUAUCUAUGAUCAAGUAAGAUAAGUUUUAUAAUACAGUGCUAAAUAAAACAACGAAAUUGCA
Messenger RNA from Wasmannia auropunctata (little fire ant), 4669 nucleotides. RefSeq names its product RNA polymerase-associated protein CTR9 homolog (gene Ctr9). The record is from RefSeq and is a predicted model, not a curated record. NCBI's taxonomy places the organism in Eukaryota, Metazoa, Arthropoda, Insecta, Hymenoptera, Formicidae. The coding region runs from base 224 to 4018 and encodes 1264 amino acids. The transcript is spliced from 14 exons. Gene Ontology annotation, cellular component: Cdc73/Paf1 complex. Gene Ontology annotation, biological process: regulation of DNA-templated transcription. Gene Ontology annotation, molecular function: RNA polymerase II complex binding.